AUGUUCGAGUCACGUGUCCCAAUGCUUCGGCGCACCCGCCAAUUCACCUCACCUGAGGAAUCCGUAGGAGAACUUAUGGCCCGAUGCUGCUGCCUCAAGUACCCCCCAUGGCAAAAAGAUGACCUUUGCUGGGACGUCCGAGGUGAGGCCUUGAAAGCCUAUAACAGCUUCAGCCGUCUGGUAUGGAAGAAACUCGAGAAUGAAUGCACUGAACGCCCUGAUCGCUCGGGCCUCAUUGUCAGUGUGUACAUGAUUGGCUACUCUCCAUCUACAGCCGUCCCUGUUCUUGUGUUUGUAAGCAAGAACAGAAACGCAGCCAAGGAGGCCCAGAAGAUUGUGAAGAAGAGUGGAAUUCUGAAGCGGUACCCGGGUUUCGAGACUGCGAUUAUGGAUCUCUUGCCUACUGGGAGUUUGGUUCUAGUCGCUCAGGGGCCAAAGAAAGCAACUCAAGAUAAUCUGCCCGUUCCGGGUCGGCGUGAGGUGUAUUACGAUCCCAGAUUCGAGAUUGAGUCGGUAGGAAUGGCACUGUAUGUACGAGACGAAGAUGGAACAUUUGAAAAAGCCACUGGCAAUGUGGUGGUUAGCGAACAGGGACUCGGGUACUUUACAGCUGCACACGUCUUCCAAGCACAAGAUGUGGCGACGGAGCCUGUUGUCGGAUGGGGCGAAGACGCCAGUGUUGAUGAUGACUCGGACAGUGAUGACUUCGACGAAGACGACCUCGAACUCCUAUCGCGAUACAGCCAAAGCUCGCAGGAGUCACUGUCUCCUGACCUGACUGAAAGCACAACCCUCUCCUCCUCAUCCCUCCCAUCCUCCUCCUCAGAAACAGUCGACACCCAAGACGCAACGACCUUCACCCCAUCCUUGCCUCCUAUACCCGCCUCUUCCUCCCCCACAGCCCCAGAACCCUACGUAAACCGCACCAUGCGUCUCGACGACAUCGACCUCCACCACCUCGGCCACUGGACCCCGACCUCCCCAACCUCAGCCCUCAACCAAGACUGGACCCUCAUCACCAUAACAAACACCACUGUCCUAUCUUCCCUCUCCAACCCCCUCACCCAGCCUCCCCUCCUCCCCCCCUCAACCCCGCACCCCCCUCACAAAGCCGAAGUAGUAAUCCACACAACAUGGGGUCGCCUCCGCGCCUCGCUCCUCGAAACACCCGUACUGUUACGUCUGCCUGGUAGCAGUAAAGUAGCGGAGGUGUUGCGGUUCGAAUAUAGGGGCAGCCUUGGGGUGGCGGAUUGCGGGUCUUUAGUUGUGGGGCAGGGAACCGGGGAGGUGUAUGGGCAUGUUGUUGCGGGGGCGGCGGAGGGGAGGGUGGGUUAUAUGGUUUCUGCGGUUGGGACGAUGGGGGAGAUGCAGGCGUGUGGUGGAUGGAGGGUUGUUGGGCUGGUGGAGUAA
Molecule: messenger RNA, 1410 nt
Organism: Bipolaris victoriae FI3
Lineage: Eukaryota; Fungi; Ascomycota; Dothideomycetes; Pleosporales; Pleosporaceae
Exons: 1
Coding region: 1-1410 (469 amino acids)
Source: RefSeq, a predicted model, not a curated record